AAAGUAUGGCUUCCAAACCUGGGAUCCUCACUGACUGGCCAUGGAAGCCUCUUGGGAACUUUAAGUACGUGAUUUUGGCUCCAUGGGCGAUUCAUGGCACUUACUCAUUCAUUGCAAAAGGAGAAAGUGAGAGAGAUCUGGGCUACUUCCUCAUAUUCCCAUUCCUUUUGGCGAGGAUGCUUCACAAUCAGAUAUGGAUUUCUCUCUCUCGUUACCGAACAGCUAAAGGCAAUAACAGGAUUGUUGACAAAGGUAUCGAAUUUGAGCAGGUUGACAGAGAAACCACUUGGGAUGACCAAAUCUUGUUCAAUGGAGCCAUAUUUUACAUAGGGUACAUGGCACUUCCUCAGAGUCAUAACCUACCCUUAUGGAAAUCAAAUGGUGUUAUUAUCACAGCUUUGCUCCAUGCUGGUCCAGUGGAGUUUCUCUAUUACUGGUUUCACAGAGCAUUGCAUCACCAUUUCCUUUACUCUCGCUACCAUUCCCACCACCAUUCUUCCAUUGUCACUGAGCCCAUCACCUCUGUGGUUCAUCCCUUUGCGGAACACAUCGUAUAUUUCAUGCUGUUUACAAUACCAUUGCUGACAACGGUGCUCACCGGAGCUGCCUCUAUUGCAUCCUUUGCUGGUUAUAUCACGUUCAUUGAUUUCAUGAACAACCUGGGUCACUGCAACUUUGAGUUCAUUCCUAAGUGGCUCUUCUCCAUCUUUCCCCCACUCAAGUACCUCAUUUACACCCCGUCGUUUCAUUCACUACAUCACACCCAGUUCCGCACCAAUUACUCACUCUUCAUGCCUCUCUACGAUUACGUGUAUGGGACCAUGGACAAGUCCACAGAUACCCUAUACGAGGCUUCACUCAAAAGGCCUGAAGAGUCACCUGAUGUCGUACAUCUAACCCAUCUCACGACACCCGAAUCCAUUUAUCAUCUACGGCUAGGAUUUGCCUCCUUGGCCUCUUGGCCCUACUCCUCCAAAUGGUACUUGCGGCUGCUGUGGCCUGUCACCUUAUUUUGGUCUGUCAUUAUAAGUGGGAUCUACGGCCAUGCUUUUGUUCUUGAGAGGAUCACCUUCAAAGCCCUCAAGUUGCAGUCUUGGUUGGUACCAAGAUAUAACAUUCAGUACAUGGUACAAUGGCAAAGAGAAGCCCUCAAUACCUUGAUUGAAGAAGCCAUACUAGAUGCUGAAGUGAAAGGAGUGAAGGUGAUAAGUCUAGGACUUCUAAAUCAGGGGGAGGAAAUGAAUAGAAAUGGAGAGCUUUACAUCAAAAGGUAUCCUCAGCUGAAGAUAAGGCUGGUGGAUGGAAGUAGCUUAGUAGUGGCUUUGGUGCUAAAUAGCAUUCCAAAAGGAACAACUCAAGUGCUGCUUAGGGGCAAGCUUGGUAAGGUUGCUUGUGCCAUUGCAGAUGCUCUGUGUGAAAGUGGAAUUCAGGUGGCAAUAUUAUACAAUGAUGAGUAUGAGAAGCUUCGAUUAAGACUUACCACCAAGUCAAAAAGCAAUUUGGUCAUUUCAACAAGUUUCACUGAUCAGAAGAUAUGGUUAGUGGGAGAUAGAUGGACUGAAGACCAGGAACAACACAAGGCACCAAAAGGAACAUUAUUCAUACCUUUUUCUCAGUUCCCACCAAAGAAACCGAGAAAAGAUUGCUCCUACCAGGCCACACCAGCAAUGAUCGCUCCCACAUCUUUAAUUAGCAACAUGCACUCUUGUGAGAAUUGGCUGCCAAGAAAAGUGAUGAGUGCAUGGCGUAUUGCUGGGAUAUUGCAUGCCUUGGAAGGGUGGAAUGUGCACGAGUGUGGGAACACCAUGUUUGACAUCGACAAGGUUUGGCAAGCAAGUCUCCGACAUGGGUUCCAACCUUUGACCACGCCGGCGGCGGCUUGAUCAUGCUUGAGACUAAUUACUUAAUAUAUAUAUAUAUAUAUAUAUAUAUCCAUAUGUAGAAACUAAAAUUAUAUAUUUAAAGGGAAGAGUGUGGGGAGAAUGAACACUGAAUAUGUGCGGUCACAGAUAUCUUGUGUUUUUGUUCUCUUGACGAUGGUACUGGUUGGAUACUGUACUCUUAUAAUAAAUAAAUAAAUAAAUAAAAACUAUUUUCCAGUUAUUACAUA
Juglans microcarpa x Juglans regia is the source of this 2110-nucleotide messenger RNA. Its product is annotated as very-long-chain aldehyde decarbonylase CER1-like. The record is from RefSeq and is a predicted model, not a curated record. Gene Ontology annotation, biological process: lipid biosynthetic process. Gene Ontology annotation, molecular function: oxidoreductase activity; iron ion binding. NCBI's taxonomy places the organism in Eukaryota, Viridiplantae, Streptophyta, Magnoliopsida, Fagales, Juglandaceae. The coding region runs from base 6 to 1883 and encodes 625 amino acids. The transcript has 10 exons.